This is a messenger RNA of Dichomitus squalens LYAD-421 SS1, 429 nucleotides long. RefSeq names its product NADPH-dependent FMN reductase. Bases 1 to 429 code for a protein of 142 amino acids. Gene Ontology annotation, molecular function: FMN binding; oxidoreductase activity. The transcript has 2 exons. The record is from RefSeq and is a predicted model, not a curated record. Gene Ontology annotation, cellular component: cytosol. Lineage: Eukaryota; Fungi; Basidiomycota; Agaricomycetes; Polyporales; Polyporaceae.
AUGUCCAAAGUCGCGCUCAUCAUGGGCAGCCUCCGCCGACCAGGCAACGGCAUCGGCAUCGCGAACUGGCUCACGCCCAUCCUCCGCAAAGGCUUCGAGAACUCCAAGACGGACGUCGUCUUCGUCGACUCCACGAAGCCGCCCCUCCCGCUCGGCCCCCUUGUCGAUGGCUCGUACGUCCCCGCCGAGAUCCGCGACCCUACGAAGUACCUGCACCCGAACGUGCGCGAGUGGGCGACGUUCGUGAGCUCGUGCAGCGGCUUCGUCGUUCUCUCUCCGGAGUAUAACGGCUCGUAUCCCGGUGAGCUCAAGAACACCCUCGACCACCUCUACUGGGAAUGGCACAAAAAGCCCGUCUUGCUCGUCACGUACGGAGGCGGCGGGGCUUCGGGGGCUGUUGGGAGGGCCGUUCAAGAUGAAGGUGGCUGA